AUGACUAGGAACAUCGCAAAGUUUUGUUGGACAGUUGUUUUCAUUUUAUUUGCAGUUCUUGAUAAUGUUAAGUCUGAGGAAAACAUUAAGCUCAAUCCAAAAACAAAAUUCUUUGAAGUCAUUCUAGACCGAGUUGAGGUUCUUUAUGAAGAUCCAAAAUUUUUUGAAACACAUCUUCGAGUCAAAAAAGUAAACAAAACUCGAACACUUGUUGGUUACGCUGACAUAAGACAAGCUAUUGGCAAUGAUUGUGAUGCAGAGCUUAAAACUUUAAAGAAACAAGGUGGCGAAUAUCGAUACAGUCCAUACAAAGUAAGUGCAAUUCCACUGUGUGAAGGUUUAGCCUCAGACACUUAUGUCUAUCCUGAAUUUGCUGCAAAUUCCGACUUUCCUUUAGACAUUGCCAAUAAUUGUCCAAUACCUGCGGGCAACUAUUCAAUGCGUGGAAUAUCAUUUACACUUGAAAAUGUUCCAACUAAUGUCGCACAAACAGGCGAGUACGGAUGUGAACUUAUUUUUUCCAAAAACAAUGAAACUAUUGCUAUGUAUCGCAUUUAUGGUUAUGUAAAUUUUGUAUAA
Messenger RNA from Chironomus riparius, 579 nucleotides. Lineage: Eukaryota; Metazoa; Arthropoda; Insecta; Diptera; Chironomidae. The record is from the annotation of a GenBank genome assembly.